AUGGAGACACCACGACCAUUGAAAAUAUACUUCCUCCCAUUCUUCGCACAAGGCCAUCAAAUCCCACUUGUUCAGCUUGCUCGCUUGGUGGCCUCACGUGGCCAGCAUGUGACCAUCGUCACCACUCCUGCAAACGCCCAACUCUUCGACAAAACCCUCGACGACGACAGAGCCACCGACCACCAUAUCGGCGUCCACAUCAUCAAAUUCCCCAACACCCACGUCGGUCUUCCGGAAGGCGUCGAAAAUCUAGUUUCCGCCACCACCAGCGCCACCGCCGGCAAAAUCCACAUGGCGGCGCACCUCAUCCAGCCUCAAGUUGAAGCUCUCCUCAAAGAAUCCCCUCCCGAUGUCUUCAUCCCUGACAUCCUCUUCACCUGGAGCAAAGACUUGUCCAAGCGUCUUCAAAUCCCGAGGCUCGUCUUCAACCCUAUAUCCAUUUUCGACGUGUGCAUGAUCCAGGCUAUUAAAACCCACCCCGAAGCCUUUCUCUCCGAUUCAGGUCCCUACCAAAUUCCGGGCCUCCCCCACUCUCUCACUCUACCGGUCAAACCCUCGCCGGGUUUCGCAGCACUCACGGAAUCUCUUCUUGAAGGUGAAGAGAACAGUCAUGGAGUUAUCGUGAACAGUUUCGCUGAACUCGACGCAGAGUACACUCAGCAUUACGAAAAUCUCACUGGAAGAAAAGUGUGGCAUGUGGGCCCCAGCUCCCUCAUGGUCGAACAAGCCGUUAAAAAACCUGCCAUUGUCAAUGAGAACAGACACGAGUGUCUCACGUGGCUUGACUCAAAGGAACAAGACUCCGUUCUCUAUGUUUGUUUCGGAAGUCUCGCUCUUCUUUCGGAUAAGCAGCUUUAUGAACUAGCCGCCGGUCUCGAUGCGUCCGGGCACUCUUUCAUCUGGGUGGUUCACCGGAAAAACAAAGACGAACAAGAGCAGGAGGAAGAAAAGUGGCUACCGGAGGGGUUUGAGCAGAAGAUAGGGAUAGAGAAGAGAGGGAUGUUGAUCAAGGGAUGGGCACCGCAGCCGUUGAUCUUGAACCACCCUGCUGUGGGAGGGUUUUUGACGCACUGUGGGUGGAACGCCGUGGCAGAGGCCAUCAGUUCUGGGGUUCCGAUGGUGACCAUGCCGGGUUUCAGUGAUCAGUACUAUAACGAGAAGCUUAUAACGGAGGUGCACGGGUUUGGCGUGGAGGUGGGAGCGGCGGAGUGGAGUAUCUCGCCGUAUGAUGGGAAGAAGGAGGUGGUGAGUGGGGAGAGAAUAGAGAAGGCUGUGAAGAAGUUGAUGGAUAAAGGAGAGGAAGGUGAGAAGACUAGGAAGAAGGCGAAGGAGAUGCAGGAGAAAGCAUGGAGAGCUGUUCAAGAAGGUGGAUCCUCACACAACAGUCUCACGGCUCUCAUCGAUCAUCUCAAGCCUCUCUUGUCUAGACAUGAUAACUAG
Molecule: messenger RNA, 1440 nt
Organism: Sphenostylis stenocarpa
Lineage: Eukaryota; Viridiplantae; Streptophyta; Magnoliopsida; Fabales; Fabaceae
Source: the annotation of a GenBank genome assembly